Messenger RNA from Saccoglossus kowalevskii, 397 nucleotides. RefSeq names its product D-beta-hydroxybutyrate dehydrogenase, mitochondrial-like. Lineage: Eukaryota; Metazoa; Hemichordata; Enteropneusta; Harrimaniidae. The record is from RefSeq and is a predicted model, not a curated record.
AUGGCGUCGAUGUUGUUCGGGGGUUUUCUCCUGAUUGCUUUCUCGUUCGUAGCUCUGCUCACCAGAGACGAUUGCUGCUUAAUAUGCUUGCCAGUGAUCAUUAUCGGCGGGGCCAUGUUACUUUUCUCUAGACCAGAGAAGCGAGUCGAUCCUCGGAACAAAGCCGUCCUAGUUACCGGAUGUGAUCGGGGGUUUGGGCUCUCCAUGGCUAAACAUUUCUACUCGCUCGGGUUUGAAGUAUUUGCAGGCUGCCUUUUCAAAGACGACGGCGGUGAUGGCGCUGUGGAGUUAGAAACAAUGGGUUCUGGUAGAUUGCAUGUGUUACAGUUGGACGUUGCGGACGAUGAACAAGUGAAGAUGGCAGUGAAAUGCGUGAAGGAACUGACCGGGGAGCGAG